AACAAAAUUCUUAUAUUGUGUUCUUUGCAGAAAUUUGCGCUCUCUACUUUGUGUUCAUUUAAUGUUCAUUCAAUUACGAAACGCCGGCUGAUAAAAGUGAUAAUUGAUAGUAUUUAUACUAAAUGUUAUGGUUGGAAGGGACCUGUAAUCUAUCAUUAUUGAAGUGGUUGAAUUUUUGUAACUGAAAUGCUGCCACUGUGGACAUCGUUGUCGCACGUUGAGAGGUUAAAUGUUCGAUUCCUACGUUCGGUUGUUCCAGCUGCGAAGCUUGAUGACUUUGUAAUAAAAAAUGAACCUGUUUUACAGUACCUGAAAGGAAGUAGGGAACGAAGAGACCUGGAAGAUGCACUCAGGGACACAGCAGGAAAAUGUGAGGAUGUUCCUAUUAUUAUUGGUGGAGAAGAGAUUAGAACGAACGAUGUUCAUUACCAAGUAAUGCCUCAUAAUCAUAAAAAAAAGAUAGCAAAAUUCCACCAUGCUUCUGCUGAAAUUGUUCGCAAAGCUAUUUCUACAGCGACAGAUGCCCAGAAAGUCUGGGAUCGCACACCGCUGUCCGAACGGAUAAACAUUUGGCUAAAAGCAGCCGAACUUAUAAGUACAAAAUAUCGCAUGCAGUUAAAUGCUGCGACCAUGCUGGGGCAGUCGAAAACAGUUAUUCAAGCGGAAAUUGAUUCUGCUGCGGAACUGGUAGAUUUUUUCAGGUUUAAUGUUCAUGCUGUCAAAGAAGUCAGUAAAUGCCAGCUUAUCAGUGAGGAUCCUAAAGUGACAUUGAACUCCACGAGGUUCAGAGGCAUUGAUGGUUUUAUCGCAGCCAUCUCACCAUUUAACUUUACAGCAAUAGGGGGCAAUUUGGCAUACACUCCGGCCCUUAUGGGUAAUGGUGUGGUGUGGAAGCCUUCAGACACUGCAAUGUUGUCGAGUUAUAUAAUUUUCAAAGCAGUCCACGAAGCAGGUCUUCCUGCAGGAAUAGUCAACUUUGUUCCUGCGGAUGGUCCUGUGUUUGGAGAAGCAAUUACUACAUCGCCUCUCUUGUCAGGCAUCAACUUCACUGGAUCCGUGCCAACAUUCAACUGGCUAUGGUCUAGAGUUGGACUCAACAUUAGUAAAUACCGUAACUAUCCUAGACUGGUUGGAGAAUGUGGUGGCAAAAACUAUCAUUUUGUUCACCCUUCUGCUGAUGUGACAAGCGUUGUGAUGAACACACUUCGGGCAGCUUUUGAGUACUGUGGUCAGAAGUGUUCAGCGUGCUCACGAAUGUAUGUUCCGGAAUCUCUCUGGCCAAAGAUAAAAGAAGGACUGUUGGAUAAUCUAAAACAGUUAAAAGUUGCUGACCCAAUGGAAUUUGACACUUUCAUGGGUGCAGUUAUUGAUGAAAAGGCUUUCAAAAGGAUCUCAAGCUACAUAGAGCAUGCAAAUAAUUCUGAAAACCUUAAAGUCAUUGGUGGUGGACAAUGUGAUUCCAGAACGGGCUAUUUUGUCCAACCAACAAUUGUGGAGACUAAAAACCCUAUGGAUCGAAUCAUGCUUGAAGAAAUCUUUGGGCCUGUCCUGACUGUUUACCCCUACAAGGACGGUGAUGUUGAAGAGACACUGAAAUUAGUUGGUAGUUCCACACCAUACGCUCUUACUGGUGCUGUGUUUGCUGAAGAUGAGCAGUUUCUCAAGCAUGCCAUUGAAGAACUAAAAAUGACGGCUGGUAAUUUCUACAUCAACGACAAAUGCACGGGAGCAGUUGUUGGGCAGCAGCCUUUUGGGGGUGGACGCUGGUCAGGGACAAAUGACAAAGCAGGUGGACCACACUACGUACUACGCUGGACAUCUCCACAAUCUGUCAAGGAGACAUUUGUGCCUUUGAGCAGCUGGGACUAUCCCUACAUGAAAUAGUAAAUGCAUAACUGUGAUGCUAGUACAAUGUUUCAGAUGAGAAAAUAGCAAUGUUCUCAUUUUUCUGUGGAAUGAGAUUUGGUGGGGAAUUUUUUUGUUAAACAUAUCUGCCACAUAAUAUUUCUGCAAUUAAUUGUGUGAGAUGUAAAAAUGUGCACAUUUUCUGUAGGUUAAUACACAUUACACUUUCUGGUAGUCAUCUGUGGUACAAGAUUUUUAUAGUCUUUUUACAAAAAAAAAUUCCCAACUUCUCACAACUAAAUUACAAUUGUGUACAAUUAAAUGUCAAGCAAUAGUUCAUGUUAUAAUAGUGUAUCAACAGAACCAUAGUAAUAUUCAUGAACUGCAGUUCAUCGGAACAUUGAAUGUAAGGUGUUGUAUUUUGCUUAAGAGGGUCGCUUGGCUGAAUGCUUGAGGUCUAAAAAACGACUGCUUAUGGUAACAGUGGCUCAUGCAUCACACGACACUUGGCCUUUACAGUCAAAGCAUUGUACUGGGGUGCAGUCUCUUUGUUUACAGCCUCUAUUGGACUUUAAGAGGUGGCCCAAUUAUUUUACAGUUGAAUAUAACUUUCAAUAUUGUGUACCCAAAUAUUAAUGCUUAAACCAUUUUGUGAAUACACCCAUUUUGUAACUGUUAAAAAAAAAUACUCCUUCAAGAGAAAACUUGCAUUGGAAAGUGUAUUGCCUUUUAAAUGCUAUUCAUAUUGGCAUGUAUGUUAUUUUGUAAAAAUAUCCCAAUGCUCAUUAGUAGAGACCUGCAAAAUUCGCAGAUUCAUUCGGUGAUAGGCUAGAAUUCAAACACAUAUACCUCUUAGAUAAUUUUGUUAUGGGCUUACUGUUCAUCUGGACGAAUCUCAACCAGUUAUAAACCCUCAACCAAAGAAGGAUUGAAUCACAGACAAACCAAUUGAGACGACUUACAAGUCGGCAUCCAAUGAACUUGCGUUAUUUGCCCGAGUGUACAGGGGUAUAUGCAGUCUAUCCUGAAGGCCAUCGAAACCGCGAAUUUUGCCGGUCUCUACUCAUUAGACUACAGUAAGGUAUGCCUGUGCUAGUGAUUGUUCCCUUGUGAUUGGUGGCCGUCUCCAAGUUUGGCCCGGGCCAUUGGCCAUUCAGGACGUGUUUGCUUCUGCGUGGAAUGGUGUGGUGACAGCAGACAUGUACCCGGAAAUAAAAAAACCCAGACACUGCUACAAAGUUUUUAACACACAGCUGGUCUGGAACUCUUGUCGCGAAAAGCAUAUGGCCCUAGCUAUUUAUAAUAUCAAAGGUUUCAACAAUCUUCCGCAGUUUAUGAAUGGCACGUUAACGCAUGACAGUCCAUUUGCAGUUUGGAGGCUCAGCCAAGCGGCUGUCUUAACUGCCUUUGAAGAUAACUGUCCCAGUUUAAUAGGUAGCAGUAAAGUGUACAUUUAUGUUUUCAUAAUUUUUGUUGAGAAAAUAUUUAUUGUUACUGUUUAUCAUAACAAACACAAACUCACCUCCAAUUUUUCAUACAUUUCAGUGACAUAUGCUCUGACACAAUAACUUUUUGUGGCAAAGAAUUGUGUGACUGGUUUUUGCAAGUAUGCUCAUGUCACAUAAAAGAUCAACUUUCCUAAACACUCAAAAUGUAUUGUGUUUGAAUUUUGCCUAAUAAUUUCUCCCAGCUGUAUAAUGUUUCUCAUUGCUUUACAUAAUUAACUAUAAAAUUCUCAUGAAUGUAAUUCACACACUUUCUUUUAUUGUGUUAAUUUACUUGGUUUAUUUUGUAGUUAAUUUUUGACAAGAGUCCAUUUGAAUAUUUCAGGGUAUAACGUUCUGAUUUGCCUGUGCAACUUACCUUAACUCUAUGCAGAAGCAUUUGUUGGUGGGAAUGAUGAUUUUUUUUUUAAGGAUUUCUCCACCCCUGCAUAUGACCCGGGCUCUGUUAUGCAUCUUAAAGCUGGAAACCUUUUCUAUGUGAAUAAUAUUUAUUGUUUGAAAGCAAGUUCAUUAAAAAAAUAAGAUGUUUCAUCGGAAGAUUCCUGAAUGCUACGUUGAAAAUGUUUUGCAAUGUCAGUCUUUGAAAAUUUUUAUGCCAUGAUGUAAUGGAAUGUUUUUAUCUACAGUGUUUAUGCUUCCAGUAAACACUUUGACAUUUUUGUGUCCUUGUGUCCUCAAUUUUUAAUUUUACAUCGGUAAACUCAUGUCCUGCAAAAAUUAAUUUUAUUGUGUUUGUCACUUUUUAUAGUUCUUAAAAUAUUACUUCCAGUAAUAUACUUACUGCUUGUGUUUGUUUUUGUGUUGCCGGAAUUUUAUUUACAGUAUGCAUCUUCUGUGUGCAAGUUUUGUGAUUUUGUAUCACUUCUGGUUUUGAGGCUUCCUUGUGACAAACUUAUUCAGUGUCCAGUAUGUUUGAUUCCCACUGUAGUGAGCUUUAAACUAUGCACUAAACAACUGUGCAAUUUUAAUUUUGACCCUGUACAAUUCUCAUAUUAUUUUAAUUGUGUAUAGUUGUCUUAGAAUAAUUAUGUAAAUACAUUUCUUUAUGUACAUUUCUUACAAACACGAUUAUUUUUUAACACUUUGUUUUUUUGCUGUUCACACAAGAACGUGGUAAAACUAUGUAUGUAAUAAAGUGUGUGAGUAUUAA
Molecule: messenger RNA, 4500 nt
Organism: Bacillus rossius redtenbacheri
Lineage: Eukaryota; Metazoa; Arthropoda; Insecta; Phasmatodea; Bacillidae
Gene: P5CDh1
Product: delta-1-pyrroline-5-carboxylate dehydrogenase, mitochondrial
Exons: 12
Coding region: 187-1884 (565 amino acids)
Cellular component (GO): mitochondrial matrix
Molecular function (GO): L-glutamate gamma-semialdehyde dehydrogenase (NAD+) activity
Source: RefSeq, a predicted model, not a curated record